CCACGACAAUGGCAAAAGCAACAGCACGCAGGCGCGCAGUGCCGAAAGCCACGCCAAAGAAGGCCAGCGACGACGAACGGCCCAUCACGACCGAGGAACAAGAGGCCGAGAUCGCCGCGCUGAGGAAGAAGAAUGAGAUCGCCAAGCGCAGCCAGGAGCAGGGGCUCGACAUGCUCGUUAUCGUCGCGAUCGUGGUCUCAUCGCACCUAGCCUACGCCAACUUUGUCGACGGCGCCACGCCGAUCCAGUACCUCGUGCCCGGAUCACAGGCGUUCCUCCUCCUCUACUCCCUCACGCCGGGCUGGCUCCCUCCCCUGCGCGAGGCGAGCGAGAAGCGGCACUCCAACUACGUCGCGAUCCAGCUGCUGCUCUUCACGAUCGGCUUCUUCGCUAUCCAGGGCAACGCACCAGAGCUCGCAGACUUUAUGCGGCUGGCGCUGCCCGAGCUCGCGGCGGGCGCGGUCGAGAUCCAGCGCCGUGGGCAGAAGGAUAACCAGGUCCGGUUGGACAAGCUCGAGGAGCUCAAGUACGAUCUCAAGGGGGCAUAGUGUGGGCCAGUGCAAUGUAAUAUGAUAUCCCGCGUCUACAUGGUGCUACUGCGCUCCUCUACUUCAACGAC
Vanrija pseudolonga is the source of this 619-nucleotide messenger RNA. RefSeq lists its product as uncharacterized. The coding region runs from base 9 to 548 and encodes 179 amino acids. The transcript is spliced from 4 exons. The record is from RefSeq and is a predicted model, not a curated record. Lineage: Eukaryota; Fungi; Basidiomycota; Tremellomycetes; Trichosporonales; Trichosporonaceae.